AUGUGCCCGAGACAACUCCCCAUCCGCGAUUCCUGCACGGCGACCCGUGACACCCUUUGCUCCACCGGCUGUCCGCGCGGACAUUACCUCGCACCGGGAAACGGGACGCAGCCCCAAAGAUCCUGCGUUCCUUGCCGGGUGUGCGACGAAGGCUACGGGACAGUCCAGGAGUGCAAGCCCAACAGCGACACAGUGUGCCAAAAAUGCCCCGAGGGGUACUACUCGGAGGUGAAGAGCCCGUACGAGCCGUGUCUGAUUUGCCAACGAGAAUGCGGACCGAAGGAAGUCAUGAUCCAGCCGUGUACCCCGUUAUCAGACACUCUCUGCAUGGUCUACUGCUCCAUCUUGGCCGCCGUGGUGGUUGGGCUCCUGGCCUACGUGGGGUUCAAAUGCUGGACAACCUGCAAGCAGAAGCAGCAGCUGGCCAAAGCCCGGAUGGGGGGGGAGUCGUCCUCGUCCCCCGAAGGGGAGAAACUUCACGGAGACAGCGGGGUCUUCCUGGACACCCACAGCCUCCAGGAGCAUCACCCGCUGAACAAGGCAGGACCCAGAGCCGACCCCCCUCUCUACAGCAGCCUCGCCCACCCCCUGCAGGAGGAGGUAGAGCGGAUGCUGGAAGCACCCACCCCCGGCGGCAAAGACUGGCGCAUUCUGGCCCAGCACUUGGGCUACCUGGACGAAACCAUCGAGACCAUCGGCUGGGGGGAGGCCCCUGCCCACACGCUGCUCUCCGAUUGGUCGGCCCAGGAGGGGGCCACGCUGGAGGCCCUGGGCCAGGCCCUGACCGCCAUCGAGCGGGGGGACGUGGUGGACCGUCUGAACGCGCCCGUGGAGGUCAGCUCGGUGGUGUGA
Thamnophis sirtalis is the source of this 852-nucleotide messenger RNA. The record is from RefSeq and is a predicted model, not a curated record. NCBI's taxonomy places the organism in Eukaryota, Metazoa, Chordata, Lepidosauria, Squamata, Natricidae.